This is a messenger RNA of Galleria mellonella (greater wax moth), 861 nucleotides long. RefSeq lists its product as uncharacterized. The record is from RefSeq and is a predicted model, not a curated record. Lineage: Eukaryota; Metazoa; Arthropoda; Insecta; Lepidoptera; Pyralidae. The coding region runs from base 24 to 737 and encodes 237 amino acids. The transcript has 4 exons.
AAAAACAGUAAUAUGUAUAAUAAAUGUUUUGUAUUUCAGUUCAUCAUCAUCAAGUAGUCAUGUAUAGUCCCGUGUUGCUUCUCUUCAUAUGCGCCGCUGCGUUGGCAUUUGACGAUAUGGGACUAAAACCGUCGCCUAAACGACCACCGCAGUACUUCCAAGCGUUGAACUUGGUCAGGAAGGCCGAAAGAUUGCUGGAGGCGCACCAGACUAAUGUAAAACUGCCCGUGUACCAUAGUCACCGCCAAUAUGCUCUGCUAGUAGGCGUAAUGGACGAUGCAGCUAAAUCGGUAGCAGCGAAGUGUACUCGGAACGUGACCGCGGAAUACUACAAGUCUGUUGAAAAAGCAGUGCCUAUAUCUUGGAAUAAUCCUGUACAAGUGUCCAAGAACAUGAAGAAAUUCUUAGACGUGGUUCAUGAAAAAACUGAUGAUUUCAGAGACCUUGUGGAUUCGGUAUGCAAAAAACAAACUGGUGCUCGUACGAAUGACUGCAAUUACUUAGUUGAGUUACUGGUACACGACAACCCUAAAAGGUACGCCGUGCCCGCGGCACUUAUCCUCGAAAUGGAGCCACUUAGUGGAUUCUACCUUCAGAACAGCAUUGUUUUGCAGCAAGCUGCAGACUCAAACGGCAUGAUCCGUUUGUUGUUGAAAGACUAUCCAAACAAAUUUAUAAACAUUCUGCCACAAAUGGGCCUGGUAUUCAGGAAGCUUUUUAAAUAUCCUCCUUGUUAAAUAAAAAUUAUGUUAUUGAAAAUUGAUAUUUACUAUUGGAAACAAAAUUGAAUCCAUUUAUUUUGGCACAAUAAUAAAAAAUUACUAAUUCGGUUUUUAUUUAGAAAUAAAUCGCUGAAAUUAA